GUCUACUAUAAGUUUCAUUGCUAGUUUUUACAUUUGAAAAAAAAACAAAAGAAUGUCGUGGCAUUUCUUAGAGAGAUGGAUUGAAAAAGCAAAUCACCAUUCAACAUUAGUUGGAAAGUUCUGGAUCACUUUUCUAAUCGUGUGUCGUAUGGUUAUUGUUGCUUCAGUAGGCGAUCGUGUGUACAGCGAUGAACAAAGCGAAUUUAAGUGCAAUACGUUACAGCCAGGGUGUACGAAUGUUUGUUUUAAUAAAUUUUCGCCGAUAUCACAUUUAAGAUUUUGGAGCUUCCAGAUUUUACUUGUUGCUACACCAUCAGUUAUGUUCAUUGUAUAUUCUGGCCAUGAUCAAAAGAAGACAAAGCCUGCGGGAAAAGGGAAGAAAUCAAAGAAAAAGGCAACACUUCAGGCAUUAGCAAAGCGGCAAGAUAAAAUGCCAAAAGGCGGUUCUGGCGGAGAAGUUAAAGUAAACUGGAACACAAAUGCAAACAACAACAAUGCAUGUGAUAAUCGUAACAAGAAAUCGUCUGAUAAAUCACCUGGAAAAGUUUCAACGCGAAGUAGUGGAAGAGAUAAUAAUAACGAAAAUGGAAGUGGAGGACGAAAUGGCCGCAGCAAAGGAUUAAAAGACGGAGAUUCGGGCUCAAUAACCCAAGCACCUCAAGUAUUAGCUACCCUCAUAAACUACAAAAAUGGUGGUGGAAGGAGUCCAGUAGAAGCAGCCGUAAUGGAUGAUAAUAAUACCGGCAGAAAGGAGUUGAAUGUUCCUUGGCAAGAAAUGCGAUGGAAUAGUUUGAUGCACAUAACUGAGAAUGGGUCCAAAAACAACAAGAAUACAAUGUCUAGAAAUAUGUGGAAAAAACCGAAAGAUAGAAGUCGGAGUAAAGAUAGAUCUGAAGAUCGUUAUAAAAACGCACUAAAUGCUGAUAUAGUUGUUUGGGGUCCGCCUAGUUCUGAUGACGAUAAUCGAAACGGAAAAUACAGAAAAGUUAAUCAAAGUUCUCUGACUGAAGCGGAUAUGUAUCAGAAUGGAAUGAUGGCCCAGGAUUUUGACAAAGAACACGAACUUGCUAUGCUAAAUGCUCAGUCUCCUCCAGAAUAUCCCGGGAACGAACAAAGUCAAUGGGCUCAGAACGAUCGUGAUCAGAAAUAUCAAGAAGAAAUGAUUCGAAAGUAUCAAAAAGGACGUGAUGGCUUCAACUUCCCUCAACUUGAAAUAGUGAAGACGCGUACUAAGAAAGCUCGAUUUACUCGUCAUUUCCACCUGUAUUUACUCAGUGUUUUUGCACGACUUGUUUUAGAGGUUGGAUUUUUGGUUGGACAAAUUAUGCUGUAUGGUUUCACUGUCCCUGCUCUUUACAAAUGUGAACAGUGGCCAUGUCCAAACAUGGUGGAUUGCUUCAUUUCUAGACCAAUGGAGAAAACCAUAUUUCUAUAUUUUAUGCUAAUUUAUACUUGUAUUUGCGUUUUACUGAACGCGUGUGAAUUUAAGUAUCUUGUAUGGGUUUACAUAUUCGGUCGUCCAAAAUUAAUGGCAAAGAUAAAUAGCUUUGAUUGUCGCAACGAAGAACAUAUUAUCUACGAUGCAAAUGGAGAACCGAAGUACAGCACCCGGUUUUUAGAACAGGAUUCUGAGUUUGAUGAAUGCGAUUUCGCAGAAAUUGGAGAUGAGGAAUUUGAAACAUUAAUGCAAAAUGGAUAUGGAACACAAAACGGAUUCAAAGAAAAUGGUUUUGCAAGAAAGCAGGCGUAUACCAGAACUGGUAAAUUGAACAGCAAACUGAGAGCCAGGCAAGAAAAAAUGGCGGAAAUGCGUCAUCACGAACUUGACUUGAUUCUGAACGCCGAAGAAAUGCAAGAUGAUUAUGAUUAUGAUAUGGGUCAGACUGAUCCCGUAGAAGACAUGGCUCAAAUGGAAAUGGCAGCGGCGGCUGUUGGUGGAGGUGGAAGUGGAGAUGAUUUUAAUUGCUGAUUGGAAAUAAUGCAGAUUAAUUCAAAAGAGACAGAGAUGGUGUUAGCCAGACUAAGUUGUGUGAUUUGUUGCAAUCUGCCGCAAAGAAUACUGCCACAAGUAAUAAACUUAGCAAUGCUAGUUUUCUAUUACUUCAUUUUUAAUGGUAUUCUAUCAUUCCUUGAUCAACCUUCUUAUGUUGAACAUAUAUUUGGCUCUUCCAAGUGCAAGUAUAUAUAUAGUCAAACCAUAUGGAAGUAUUUAUGAAUCUUCGCUUGGACGAAUAACCAAAAUUGUUGGCAUUCAGCAGAAAAAUUAAUAAUACCGUUAACGAGCUAUUUUUUCCUUCUUCUCCUUUUUGCAAAUGAUGAAAUUAGUAGUGAUACUUACUGCCUGUAGUUCCAAGAAUACUGUGUAUGAAACUGCAUUUUAUUUUAUAAUGAAGCGACGGUUUCAGUUCUCUUGAAGAUGGAGAUAAAUAUUAUUCGCAAUACGAAGUUCCCAGUUUUCAUAAAAUGACGUGAACCAUCUUUAAUAAAAUUUAAUAUUCGUAUUUUUUAUAUCUUUUUACAUUGUACUAAAUCCUGCUAAAUACUGCUUUUAAGUUUUUGCCUGGUAAUAUGUAUUUGUAUUAUGUCGAUGUUUUGAAAUUCAAAAUAAGGGAAAUCAUUUAUUGGACUAACUUCAGCGUGUACGAUAUCAUACAACAGUUGGUUUUGUACCACUUUCUUUCGUUUAUAGAAUUAUAGUAAUAUAAACUCGGUUGUGCCCAUAUGGCUCGACACCAUAUGCUCUGACGAAAUAUCUGCAAAAAUUCUAGUUCUAGUAUUUAAAUAUGAAAUUUCAGGUAAGUAUUUAUUAGGAAGAAAAAUUUAUAACAAAAUGAUAGUACUUUUAUUAUUAGUAACUUUAACAAUAAAUGAGUUUUAAAAACUUUCCAUUUAUUAGUAAUAUUUAAAUAGCAUCGUAUCAAAAUUUGAUUUUUUUUUCAAUUACUAUUUAAAGC
This is a messenger RNA of Styela clava, 2954 nucleotides long. RefSeq lists its product as uncharacterized. Gene Ontology annotation, biological process: cell-cell signaling. Gene Ontology annotation, molecular function: gap junction channel activity. NCBI's taxonomy places the organism in Eukaryota, Metazoa, Chordata, Ascidiacea, Stolidobranchia, Styelidae. Gene Ontology annotation, cellular component: connexin complex. The record is from RefSeq and is a predicted model, not a curated record.